ACAUCGAGUACAUACUAUACUACAGUCUGGCUACUAGUGCACUUGAUCAAUACAGCUCAGGGCCCAAGAGGGCCUUCAUCAAAGAAAUGGCUUCAUCUACACAGCUGGAUAUCGCCAUACACCCACUUGUCUUGCUCAACAUUAGCGAUUUCCACGUACGGCUGCAGGCACAAGCAAGUCGCGAUCCAUGCAUUGGAGUAUGUCUUGGUACCUUACAUGGCCAGCUCAUGACCAUUGAGAACAGCUUUGCUCUCAAACAAGCUACAACAACGCUUGAUUCUGCAUUUCUAAAGACCCAAGUUGAGCUAUACAAGCAGACCUUUCCAACGCUAGAACCAGUCGGUGUCUUUGUCGCAGCAAGCAACAGUGGCAUGACUGCCGCUCUAUCUACUUUCCACGCAGCAGUCAAAGCAGAGUAUGAGACCUGCUCACUCUUGCUGCUACUCGAUACAGCCGCCCUUCAAUCUGGUGCAAGCGGUACAGAGAUCCCUCUAAAAGUGCUGGACCCCACAGACACGACAAGCAUACGCAGUCUCAAAUGGCGACUUGUGACACACGAAGCUGAACGUAUUGCUGUUGAUCAUGUGUCUCGCGCUGCCAAUGCAACGCUGCAAGGAAAAAAAGAAGAAGCCUCUGAGGCAACACGCUCCAAACAAGUGCCAGAUGUCAUUUUGACGCCAUCCGAAGAGAGUGAUUGUACAUUCCUCAUCACACAAGAAAAUGCAUUACAGGUCCUUAGAACGCGGCUACAGCUACUUCACAGGUAUGUGGAUGCUGUUCAGCAGGGGACAUUGUCAGGUGAUCCAGGUAUCUUACAACGCUUGAAUGCCAUUCUUGUACGAUUGCCAGAAUCAGCGCACGUACCUAACGAUGCGACACUACAGACUGAACAGGAAGAAACGGCGAGAGAAGUGGCGCUGGUAACAUUACUAAGUGAUAUGAUGGCCUUGAGUACACAAAUGCGAACCCUCGCAAGUGAUGUUGCCAAGACGCGUGGAUCUGUUGGUGGCGUUAGGAGUGGACUUGCACGAGGAGCUGCUAGUGGAGGAUUCGAGGCGAGUUUGGCGCGUCAUGAUAUGGAGGCUACUGCGGCUGGCUUCCUUUACGAGUAAGGAAAAGGAAAAGGUAUCACCUUAUUUUUCUUAUGGCAAGCUAGCUAGGUAAUGAUGAGAUGGAGAAAAGGAGAGACUCUGCCUUUGUAAGAGACAGUCAGGGGUGCCAAGCAAAACAAUGUGAAACAAAGAGACGUUCGUAGUAAAAGAAAUGAGAUGAUGGAAAAC
Messenger RNA from Protomyces lactucae-debilis, 1280 nucleotides. RefSeq lists its product as uncharacterized. Gene Ontology annotation, molecular function: metallopeptidase activity; protein binding. The record is from RefSeq and is a predicted model, not a curated record. Bases 87 to 1112 code for a protein of 341 amino acids. Gene Ontology annotation, cellular component: COP9 signalosome. The transcript has 2 exons. NCBI's taxonomy places the organism in Eukaryota, Fungi, Ascomycota, Taphrinomycetes, Taphrinales, Protomycetaceae.